AGCUGUGCAAACACACAAACGCACAGGAAAUGACUGGUAAAUACGCAAUGUGUAGCAAAAACACAUUAAGCUGCUGUGAUGGUAUAUAGGUAUGUGUGUGCACACGUGUUCAGCAGUGUGUACGUUUUGGUAAAACGUGCCAGCUGCUAGCUCUGGCCAUCCUUACGCAACCAGGAUCAGUUGCAGCUUUGCUUUCACACUUCAUUUUUCCACAUUGCAUCAUCACACCUAUAAUCAUCAAAACACAUUACUGAGCUUUGGACAAACUAUUUCAACCGUGGCUAUCUAGUGAUUAAGCGGACUAAAAGUCACUGGAUGUACUCAGUGAUGGAUAGAAACUGUUUAUGGGCAUAAAAAAAAAUGUGCACUAGAAGUAGAUAGAUAGAAUCUGCUAUCAGGUUCAUGACAUAUUGUGACAGUAACUUAUCUGGGAAUUCCAAUGAGAAACCAUUUAUAGAUAAAAUAGCCACCUAUUUUUUGCUUGCACACCCAAGAUUAUAUUUUUUUUUACUUUAGGUGCAUAAGAUAAAAAUAACAUAUGUAUAAUCUUUCUGUGCUCCAGCCCCUGUUCCUUAACUUAAAGUAUUUGUUUCUUUAGUCUAGAUUCUUGGUUUUUAAAUGAAGAAGACUGAGUGGAUAUCAUUUUUAGAUUUUUUUGUUUUUUUUUAAAAACAAGAUAAUUUGUAAUUGAAAAUUAACUUAUUUUUAAGUAGAAUUUUAUUUUUCUCUGUCUGAAAAAGGAUGCUGAUGCAUUGCUGCCAUUAAAAGGGCAAAUACUUUGAAGUAAAGAUUACAACAAAUAUCCAUCAUCUUAUGGUAUAGAUUAUCAUAUCACCUAAACCCGCUGCUGGGUAAGAAGAUAAGAGGAGUGGCUUUAGCAACCAGAGACAUUUGUCAUGAAUGAAGGUGAGGUCAGAUGAGCUGAAACUUUUAGUUGUACAACCUAUCAAUAUAUCAGCUGAUAGUAGCUUAUUUUGAUAUUACUAUUAAUGUUGAUCAUAAAGUACCAAGAGUAAAAAUAACAAUAAUAAUUAUAAUAACAAUCCACCAGAAAGCUCUGAAAUAUAUUUUUGAGUUUUAAAAUGUCUCUCAUCAAAUAUACCAAAAAAAAAAAAAUUAAGGGUUCCAAUUUUUUUUAAAAAAAGUUGACUUUUUUUUAAUACAUAAGCAGGCUCACGGGCCUAAAAAAUAUCCCUUUUUGGUCAGACUGUCAAAACAUACACAUUCAUACUGUCGAACAUUGUAUCUUUGUGCAGUUUGUAUUUUGGCUGUCAGCAGUCACAGUGAAGAAAAUUGGAGUGCAUGUUAUCCUCAUUAUGUAAAUUCUCCUCUGCAUCCCAAAUUGUCUGUCAUUUUCAAACCCAGUAGAUCCAAAUUUGCUGCACCCAAGUGACUGUACUUUUCAGCUCAUGCUCUGGCUAAAAGGCGUACCCUAACACCCCAUCUCGACUUGUGUUGGCUGAGUGGGUGCCAUCUCCGUCAGCUCGUGCGGCCUGGUGAGCUCCACAAGGCGAAGCUGGACUGAAGUGAAUUGAUUCACGAGGAUUAGGGAUUAAGAUUUCCCCGGCCGCUUUGGUGGAGCAAAUCUGGGGAUUAUGAUGUCAACAGCCUGUGGCUGCUAGGGAGGAAAUUGAAUUGUAAGGGACGACAGCGCUGAUGGCCCAGGAUUACAGCACAGUCAGUGAGAAAUCAGAGAUGGGAGUCCAUGUCUGUGCCUUUCUCCUGCUCAGGAAAACCUCCAUGGGGAACCAUUUACAGCCUUUGGGGAGAAGAACUCGCUUAUAUAGUAGGACCAACUCUAAGUAAAUGUUUAGGAUGUUGACUGAGUGAUUAGAAGCUUUCUGUGUCACUGGUAAUCCUGGCCUAGGAAGCAUCAGGUGCCAACUCCUGCAGCAGCUGAUCCUGCUCCUGCUGCUGCUCCUGCUCCUGCUGCUGCAGUCAAACUUGAAGGACUCACCAAAACCAACAAGAUGAAGGUGAAAUGGACCCAGCUGGGUUUGGUGUUCUUCCUGGUUUUGUCACUGGUGAUGACAGGAUGCUUCUUCUGGCAAUAUCAGCUGCCAAAAGUGUUGCCAGAUGAAGCGAUGGGUCGCAAUGCCAAAUCUGAGAUGAUGUGUCCCCGCUUCCCUGAGCCCCUCCCCCUGGAGCAUCCUAUCCCGAGUCUGAAAGAGGCCCUGGAAAAGGUGGACGUUUUGCUUCGACAGAGCAUCGACGCCAUCAGCCUUCCUGCUCUGUCGGCCAUCGUAGUCUUAAAUGACACUGUUCUGUGGACUGGAAACUUUGGAAAGAGGAAUGGCAGCGACCCUUUCUCAGGACCACCGAACGAGUACACAAUCUACAGAAUUGCCAGCCUGUCCAAAAUUUUCCCGACGCUAAUGCUGUACAAACUGUGGGAGGAUGGCAAGAUCGGCUCCCUAGAUGAUCCUCUGGAGAAAUACAUAGAGAACUUCACCAUUAAAAACCCUCUGGGGAAGACUCGAGACUCAGAGCUGAAAUAUGUGACAGAUGGCCUGAUAUUUCUGGACAGUGGCGAGGUUCAGAUCCGCUCCUCCUCUGUCACCCUGCGCAGGAUGGCCAGCCAGCUCUCAGGUCUACCCAGAAGACUGCGGGCCACAAAUCUGCUUUGGAAAGGGAAAACACAGUCGGCAAUCAAUCUACUACAAGACGAUGUCCUUGUUGCAGAUCCAGGCACCAAAUGUCACUACAGUAACCUUGCCUUCUCUCUGCUCGCUCAUGUGAUGGCAGAGCGAGUCGCUGGAGUUGAAUACCAGAGAUGGAUCACUGACAACAUCCUGGACCGGUUGGGGAUGGAAGACACCGGCUUCGACCUCAGCCCAGGGCUGCAGAGCCAGAUGGCUGUGGGAGUGUACUCCAAUGGAAAGCCGGCCCCGCUCUAUGACCUGGGCUGGUACCGGCCCUCUGGUCAGAUGUUCUCCACAGCUGCAGACUUGGCCAAGCUGGCCAUGAUGCUGCUGGGUGCUUAUCACCGCAAGCUGCUGGAGCCAGACUCCUUAAAGAUCAUGCUGACUCCACUCUUCAGAUGCGAUAAGGACUACUUUGCCAACCGUACUGGAACACCGUGGGAGGUGAAUGAGCUGAUGGGCUACGAGAUGGUGCGUAAAGAUGGUGAUCUGGAUGGCUACUCUGCCACUUUCUCCCUAGUGCCCAGACUGAAGCUUGGCCUGGUAGUGCUCAUGGCAGGCAGCCGGUCUCAGAACCAGGAUGUGGUCACAAAAGCCUAUACCUACAUUGUCCCAGCCAUAGAGAAGGCCUUCAGGGGCGCAAACAAGGUCCUAACUGCUCCUCCAAACCCAGAUCCUUACAUCGGCUUUUUCACAUACAGCAACAUUACCUUCUAUGAGAUCAAAGUUGGGCCAGAUGGAGUUCUGAUCAUGCAACAAUUUGGUCCUCAGAUUGAAGAGCUGAUCCCCGAGAAGUACAGGACAAUAAAACUCAAUUACCUGGUUGAGCGAGUGUUUAGAGUGGUAUUUGAAAAAGAGUACCCGUGUGUUUUGCAAGUCGGCACGGCCUCUGUGUCACUGGAAGCACAAGAUGGCCAAUUAUUUAACUUCUACAUAUUUGACAAGCAGGGGUUGUCCCCUGGUUUUGAUGCACCAGGCCUGAAUACGUAUAAUGUGGUCCGAAUAGCCCGCAGGCCAACCUUCUCCAGCUGAACAGCAGCACUGCUGAGGCCCAAAGACAAACAGUGUGUCCUUGUCCUUGGUAUUUAUGAGGAUGCUGUGAAUAUUGAAAGACUGACUGGAAAAGUUGGGGUCACUCUGGCGGAACCAGAUUGGAUUGUGGUCUUGAUUUACAGAGAGUGAGGAGAAGGACAACAUUUCAUUCAUCCAGCUGUAUAAUAUCUUUUAUAGAAAAUGAAUUCAUUCCUCUGCUGAAUGAUUUCUCUGAAUGCCCUCCUCACGUUGGUCCUUCAUUACGCCUCUGAGCUUGAACGUUCUCAUUGUGGUGAUACAGUGCUUGUGUUUUUCCUGCCUUCAUUUAAAUCACUCUCAGACUGUCAUAAGUUUUAAAAUAAUUGGUUUUUCAUCAGAUAGAAGAGCAGAGUGGCUCCUGUUGUGGUCAUUUCCAUCAAUAUUUACAUACAUUUUCAUCUCAAUUCUUGAACUGUGAUUGCAGCUGGACAAAAUCUUUGACUCAUUCAUAUUCAUCCUCCACUAGUGAAAAAAAACCCCAAGCAUUUCUUUGUAUUCCUCUACUUGUGGCAGGUAACGUCAAGGCAUUGUCGUGGUAAAAAUGACUAUCACCUAUUAAAUGGAACUGAUGAUUUAAAAUCAACAGUCUUGCACUUGUGUGACUAAGAUGCAAAUUGAUUUGGGCUCCACAAUAAGAGGCAAUUAGGAGCAGGUUGGUUGUGUGAUUUUUUUUGCUGUAUAACCGCUAUAAAUAGACUCUAUACCAUGCCGACCUGUAGCACCAGUACAAAUUAUACACUGCUCUGACUGCUGCAUGAAAAUGACACAUUUAAAUAAACAAAAAUAACCCUCAU
Molecule: messenger RNA, 4507 nt
Organism: Amphiprion ocellaris (clown anemonefish)
Lineage: Eukaryota; Metazoa; Chordata; Actinopteri; Pomacentridae
Gene: lactbl1b
Product: lactamase, beta-like 1b
Exons: 7
Coding region: 1971-3674 (567 amino acids)
Source: RefSeq, a predicted model, not a curated record